GAAUGGACUUGCCCAGGAGGAUGCUAAGAAAGUGGUCAAGCUGAUCAAAGAUGCCGGUUUGAAAGUGCAGGCAUCUAUCAAUGACGACCUGGCAAUGGUGUACCUGGCUGCCGCUGUUGUAAUGGUGCCGAUUGCAAAAAAGCUGGGACUUGGCUCAGUGUUAGGGUAUUUGCUGGCGGGUAUCCUCAUUGGCCCUGCCGUGCUUGGUUUUAUUGGAAACGAAGGACAGGAUGUACUCCAUUUCGCGGAAUUCGGUGUGGUGAUCAUGUUAUUUGUUAUCGGGCUUGAACUCGAACCUGAAUUGUUAUGGAAACUCAGGCGUUCAAUUGUUGGUCUGGGAGGGCUGCAGGUUGUUGUCACCGCUGCGAUUUUUGCCGCUAUUGCGAUGGCAUUUGGUCUUGCAUGGAAAGCAGCGUUGGCCAUGGGGAUGAUCCUGUCUUUAUCUUCAACGGCGAUCGUAUUGCAGACAUUGAAUGAAAAGGGGUUGAUGAAAACAUCCGCAGGGCAAAGUUCCUUUUCGGUCCUUUUGUUCCAGGAUAUCGCCGUGAUCCCUAUGCUGGCUAUAUUUCCGUUGUUAGCCACUUAUUCGCCUGAGGCAAAUGGAGCCGAGCAUCACUCAAAAACAUUUGUAGAUGGUUUGUCAGGAUGGUUACAGACAUUGGUAGUGCUUGGGUCAGUUGCCGUCAUUAUCCUGGCUGGACGGUUUGUGAUACGCCCUUUGUUCCGUAUCGUAGCAGCUACCCGGUUAAGAGAAAUAUUUACGGCAACAGCACUUCUCCUUGUGGUUGGCAUCGCUGUAUUAAUGACACAGGUGGGAUUGAGCCCUGCGUUGGGUACAUUCCUGGCAGGUGUCGUAUUGGCUGACAGUGAGUAUAAACAUGAGCUGGAAAGUGAUAUCGAUCCGUUUAAAGGGUUGUUACUGGGCCUGUUCUUCAUCGCGGUGAUCGUGGCCGCGGAGGAUGCCCUGGAUCAUCAUACCAUCAAAAUGGAUGAAUACAAUGGGGUAUUCGUCGUUGAUCAGAACUGUACCAUCAACAAGAGUGCGACGCGACUCGAUGAUGUUCCAGGCGCCAAUGUUACAACCACGGUGGCGGAUGAUAUGGGUGGAUGGGAACAGAAUGGGAAAAAUGUCAA
Ostertagia ostertagi is the source of this 1134-nucleotide messenger RNA. The record is from the annotation of a GenBank genome assembly. Lineage: Eukaryota; Metazoa; Nematoda; Chromadorea; Rhabditida; Trichostrongylidae.